GAAAUCCUGUGUGUGUUCAUUUCCAUUGCUAAGGCCUGGGAAUAGAUAGCUACUACUCGUUUUGAAAGAUCCACAUUGUGUUACACUGCGGAGGUGGAAGUCAUCCCAUCGCUUGAUUUAUCGGUAAGGACCCCAGCAGAUGCAUAAACAGCCAAAGUACAUCUCUCCUUCCAAGAACCAGAACAUGAAGCCUGGGACUUCCCCUCAGGUGCCCAGCAUCAACACCUCUUCCAGGGACGCAACGAGAAGAAUCUGGGUCAAACGCCCAGAUGGUGUUGCCACCUCUCUGUACGUCAAACAGGACACCCUUGUUGAUGACCUGAAGACCAUGAUUAUUGGGAAAUAUCCGAUGUCCUUGGCCAAAUGGGUUGAUCCGUCUGAUAUUGUCAUCAAACUUGAACCGGCACUCGUUUCCUCAGUGUACAACCCAAUGCCAGUAUCUGCGACUCAACGGAAACCACCAGGCCCAUCGAUCAGUGCACCGUACAUGUCAACUUCUCCUUCGUCGUUCAACUCGCCACUAUCGCCCAUACCUAUUUCAGCGAGCAAGUCGUCGCUCAUACCACCAAGGGUACCUUCUUCUGAAUACAAUGCAAGAUCGGUAUCACCUGCCGCAUCUCUGACCGCAAUGCCUCCGUUAGAGCCUGAUCGUUCAGUCUGGAGCAUUGUUGAUACAUAUUACCCAACAGGGAUGGGUAUUGAAAACGCAUUCAUUGUUGAGACACCCGUCAUCCAACCACCAGAGGCUGGACAAUCGGCUCAAACAACACCUACAACGUCACAAUUUCAGCAGGGACAGCAACCCACUAUGGGCUCCGUUCCUUAUCCAGGAAACUCCCAUAGGAAAAGUCUGUCAAAUGAAACUAUUCAGGAGGGGAAAGAGGAGGAUUUCUCAAACACACAGUUUCAAAGACGUAUGAAAUCAGUAUCGUCAGGCCAGCCACUCAGAUCCACAACACCAUCAUCGCUACACAGGAGAUCAAUGUCUAACCCUGCAGAACAUGCUUCAGCUGUCCUAUUGAUGCCAUCAAAUGCAAAGACUAAUAGAUCGAACAGCUCAGCAGGACUGAUGACUGGUGGUGCUCAAAACCGUGGCUUAUCUGUCUCGCCAGACACGUCAUCGUCGCCGACAGAUGGGAUUCAUGAGAGAUUCAACAUUCACAAAACAGCUCCCUCAGGAGCUGUACAAAGGACAGCCUCACCAAGCUCGAAGAUUGGCAAUGGAACUAGCACAAUGGCAAAGGUGUUGCCUAGUGUUAAUGUUCUCAUAGUGGAGGAUAAUUUGAUUAACCUCAGGAUCUUAUCUGCACAUUUACGGAGACAUAGAAUACAUUAUGAUGUUGCGAAGAAUGGCCAAGAAGCUAUAGAUAAAUGGAGAAACGGUGGCUUUCACUUGGUGCUCAUGGAUAUCCAACUUCCUGUCAUGUCCGGUAUUGAUGCCACGAAAGAGAUUCGAAGAUUGGAAAAGAUGAAUCACAUCGGUGUGUUUUCAACUUCUGAUAUACUAAACCUACCUCCAAAGAAGCCUGAAGAUAACUUGGAUCUCAAUGUCUUUAGAUCACCUGUGAUUAUUGUCGCUCUCACGGCAAGUAACUUAAAACAAGAUAAACAAGAGGCAUUGGCUGCAGGUUGCAACGAUUAUCUGACAAAGCCAGUGAACCUGGACUGGCUUCUCAACAAGAUCACUGAAUGGGGGUGCAUGCAAGCUUUGAUUGAUUUCGAUGGCUGGAAAUCUGGUGAGAGAAUGACCAACAUCAGUGCUGCUUUACCUACGUUGACAAGAAACGCAUCGGCCAGGAAAGUCUUAACCAGCAAAGCCAUACCACAGUUCUGAUUAUUUAACGAAUCCACUCUCUUAAUACUGUCAUUUUUCAUCUCUUGAUCAUCUUUGAUCCAGCAAUACGUAGAUCGUCACUCUGAAGUAUAUAGGCUUAAAAUCCGG
Williopsis jadinii is the source of this 1942-nucleotide messenger RNA. It is a transcript of the gene SSK1, whose product is annotated as mitogen-activated protein kinase kinase kinase SSK1. Lineage: Eukaryota; Fungi; Ascomycota; Saccharomycetes; Phaffomycetales; Wickerhamomycetaceae. The transcript has a single exon. Gene Ontology annotation, biological process: phosphorelay signal transduction system. The coding region runs from base 140 to 1834 and encodes 564 amino acids. The record is from RefSeq and is a predicted model, not a curated record.